UACACAUUUUCCUUUGAAACAAAAAUAUUGCAUGAGUUUCCCUAAAAGGAGGGGGGGCCCUGAGGAGGAGCUGAAGGAGGCUUAGGAGGCAGAAGAGAGCAGAUGCCCAUUCAGUACCCACUGUACCCUACAGUCUCACCCCUGCCCUUAAGCCCUUUAACUCUGACUGCCCCUGCCCCCAUGCGUCUAACCCAAGACUCAGCUACUAUGCCUUCUCUGGGCACAGUGUUUGAGGAAAUUCCCUUUUUCUUUUUGACUUUUAAAAAAGGACUGGGGAAAUAUGAUGUGUAGUGAAGGGGACUCACUCCAUGGAUGUUAAGCCAAGAUGUCUUGUAGAAUUUCUGGGACCCUCCUACCACUGGGAAGGAGCGCCUCUAAUGAAGCAAUCAGGAUGUAAUUUUAGAAAGGGCAGAUAUGGACGGUGGAACCAGAUGGAAAAUACAAGGAUUUCUCUAGCCCUGGCUUUGGCCACAGCACAGCAAAGUUAGCGAGGGUGGAGAAAUUUCCUGGGACUACAUCUCUCCAUCGGCCGGGGCACAAGGCGGUGCUCAUGGCCCUGCACUCCUCCUUCACCCCCAAACCAGUUCCCUCACAUGUAUAUUCUUAAAAGAAACCCAAGUCUUACUUUCAAAGCACACACUUAGUCUCAACUAGGGAAUCAACAGAAGCAGCAGCGAUUUUUUUCCCCCUUCUUGACAUCUGGCUGGCGAUUGGCUGGAAGAGGGUCAGCUGACUUUGUCAUUUUGUCUGUCCUGGAUUGGAGCCGUCCCUAUAACCAUCUAGUUCCGAGUACAAACUGGAGACAGAAAUAAAUAUUAAAGAAAUCAUAGCCCGACCAGGUAAAGGCAAAGGGAUGAAUUCCUACUUCACUAACCCUUCCUUAUCCUGCCACCUCGCCGGGGGCCAGGACGUCCUCCCCAACGUCGCCCUCAAUUCCACCGCCUACGAUCCAGUGAGGCAUUUCUCGACCUAUGGAGCAGCCGUUGCCCAGAACCGGAUCUACUCGACUCCCUUUUAUUCGCCACAGGAGAAUGUCGUGUUCAGUUCCAGCCGGGGGCCGUAUGAUUAUGGAUCUAAUUCCUUUUACCAGGAGAAAGACAUGCUCUCAAACUGCAGACAAAACACCUUAGGACAUAACACACAGACCUCAAUCGCUCAGGAUUUUAGUUCUGAGCAGGGCAGGACUGCGUCCCAGGACCAGAAAGCCAGUAUCCAGAUUUACCCCUGGAUGCAGCGAAUGAAUUCGCACAGUGUGUAUUUUGUGCCCGGAUCUCUAGGGGUCGGUUACGGAGCGGACCGGAGGCGCGGCCGCCAGAUCUACUCGCGGUACCAGACCCUGGAACUGGAGAAGGAAUUUCACUUCAACCGCUACCUAACUCGGCGCCGGCGCAUCGAGAUCGCCAACGCGCUGUGCCUGACCGAACGACAGAUCAAAAUCUGGUUCCAGAACCGUCGGAUGAAGUGGAAAAAAGAAUCUAAUCUCACGUCCACGCUCUCGGGGGGCGGCGGAGGGGCAGCUGCCGACAGCUUGGGCGGAAAAGAGGAAAAGCGGGAAGAGACAGAAGAGGAGAAGCAGAAAGAGUGACCAGGACUGUCCUCGCCACCCCUCUCUCCUCCCUUGCUCACCCCAGCUCCCCAUCACACUAUUUAUCACUGGCACAACUGAUGUUGUGACUUCCUAAAACAAAAUUAGGGAGCCAAACGUGGACCUGAAAGUCAGCUCUGGACACCGCCCCCCCCCACACACACCGCACAACUCUUCACCAUAGCCUCCUCCUCUAGCUCCCCUUCUAGCUCCUUCUCGGCUUGUACACAGGCUCCUUCCCCCGCCCAGGCCUUGGGGGCUCGGUCCCUGAACCUCGUUUCCGACUCCACAGAUGUCCCUCCAAGGGGAGCCCCUGGCUCCUGCCCCAGCUCUCGACGCCCUCCGCCCCUGCCCCCGUGCAGAGGGCCGGCUCCCGGGCCUGGGGCCUCCACUCCAGGUUCUCAGGGUCCAGCCUGGCAGCCGGAGGGUGGGAGGCCCAAGGAGGGCGCGCCUUGGCCCCACAGCAACCCCCAGGGCCUCCCCUCAGUCCCUGCCCGGCCCCUCUGCCCCAGCAAAUGCCCGGCCCAGGCAAAUUGUAUUUAAAGAUUCCUGGGGGUCAUUAUGGCAUAUUACAAACUGUGACCGUUUCUGUGUGAAUAUUUUUAGCUGUAUUUGUGGUCUCUGUAUUUAUAUUUAUGUUUAGCACCGUCAGUGUUCCAAUCUCAUUUUUAAAAAGAUUUAAAAAAAAAAGAGGGAAAAUUACAAAAAGAAAAAAAGUGAAUGGUUUGUUUAGCCAGUAGGAGAAAAAUAAAUGAAUCCCCUCGUGUUACCCUCCUGUAUAAAUCCAACCUCUGGAUCCGUUCUCGAAUAUUUAAUAAAACUGAUAUUAUUUUUAAAAGUU
Molecule: messenger RNA, 2426 nt
Organism: Nannospalax galili (Upper Galilee mountains blind mole rat)
Lineage: Eukaryota; Metazoa; Chordata; Mammalia; Rodentia; Spalacidae
Gene: Hoxc6
Product: homeobox C6
Exons: 2
Coding region: 854-1585 (243 amino acids)
Biological process (GO): anterior/posterior pattern specification; regulation of transcription by RNA polymerase II
Cellular component (GO): nucleus
Molecular function (GO): DNA-binding transcription factor activity, RNA polymerase II-specific; RNA polymerase II cis-regulatory region sequence-specific DNA binding
Source: RefSeq, a predicted model, not a curated record